AUGGAUGAUCAUCACAUAGAGGAUUUUGAUUACUUCCACAUGCACAUGAAAGAUGGGAGCAGGGACCUUGUAGUGAGCAACCCUGUUGCGCUCUUUGUAGUGCGUAAUCUGAACCGUUCAUCUCGACAAUCAAUAAUUCAGAUAUGUUUGAUAUCUUUGAUUGCUCCCCCCAUCAAUAUUACCUUCAAUGCCACUGUAGCCCAGGAUGGUUCCGGUGACUACACCACAAUAAAGGCUGCAAUCGAUGUUGCUCCUGUCGGAAGUGCGAAUAGAUAUUAUAUCCAUGUUAAGCAGGGAGUCUACAGAGACGAAUACGUCACUGUGGAGAAAAACAAAAUAAACAUCGCAUUGAUCGGCGAUGAUGCUCGCAACACCUUUAUUACCGGGAACCGGAGCAUUGCCAUGGGAUAUACAAACGUCCCCGAAACUGCAUCAAUGAUUGUCGAUGGCUCAGGAUUUAUGGCUCGAUCAAUAACCUUUGAGAAUUCAGCUCCACCACCCAAUAGUCAUCAAGCUGUUGCUUUGACCAAUAACGCCGAUCACUCCGCAUUCUAUCAGUGCGUUUUCUUGAGUUACCAAGACACCCUAUUGGCAAACCACAAUCGACAAUUCUAUAAGGAUUGUGAUAUCUAUGGAAGCGUAGAUUUUGUUUGGGGUUUUGCCAAAGCAGUGUUUCAGGAUUGCCGUUUAUACGCACGCCGAAUCGGCUCCGAUGGCAACAUGGUCACCGCUCAGGGGAAGGAUACCCCAACCUUGGAUAGUGGAUUUUCAUUCCAAAACUGUAAGGUUACUAUUGACCCAAAUCUAGCGCUGCGUAAGAGUGAAGUGUCGGUUGUCCUUGGUCGGCCGUGGAAGGAUUAUGCUACAGUCGUGUUCAUGGAGUCAUUCCUAGACGAUAUUGUCAAACCAGAAGGGUGGUUGAUCUCAUGGGAUAACAUACGCAAACCCUAUAUAUUCUAUGCGGAGUAUAAUAACUCAGGUCCAGGUGCAAACACAAGUGGAAGAGUCAAAUGGCCAGGGUGUAGGGUGUUAACAAGUGCAACAGAAGCUACCCGUUUUACAGUUUCCAAGUUCAUUGAUGGAGAUGCAUGGAUACCAGAAAUGGGUAUUCCAUAUCAAGGUGGUUUAAAUGCAUGA
Messenger RNA from Rhododendron vialii, 1137 nucleotides. Its product is annotated as pectinesterase-like. Lineage: Eukaryota; Viridiplantae; Streptophyta; Magnoliopsida; Ericales; Ericaceae. Gene Ontology annotation, molecular function: pectinesterase inhibitor activity; pectinesterase activity. Bases 1 to 1137 code for a protein of 378 amino acids. Gene Ontology annotation, biological process: cell wall modification. The transcript is spliced from 3 exons. The record is from RefSeq and is a predicted model, not a curated record.